Molecule: messenger RNA, 1383 nt
Organism: Histoplasma mississippiense
Lineage: Eukaryota; Fungi; Ascomycota; Eurotiomycetes; Onygenales; Ajellomycetaceae
Exons: 1
Coding region: 1-1383 (460 amino acids)
Biological process (GO): mitochondria-nucleus signaling pathway; negative regulation of transcription by RNA polymerase II; regulation of nitrogen utilization
Cellular component (GO): cytoplasm
Source: RefSeq, a predicted model, not a curated record
AUGGUUUACAAUAUCAAGGAGAAGAAAUAUUUGGAACCAUUGUUAUUACCUACUCUUCCAACUCAGCCCUCAACGUCACUUACAACUACCACUACCGCCACGGUUGACAUUACACCCCGUGCCUCCUCACCCACUCCCACCCCUGAUUUAUUAGAAUCACACCAAGUCCGCCCUCAUCAAUCGUCAGAUUCAUGUUCUACAGCUGCCCUCGAAGCCUUAGAAAGUGAUCAUGCUCCUCAAGCAGACUCUGACACCAGUGUCUCGUCCUCAGGACUCUUAGAGUCAUCCAGCGUUGUCCGCGGAUUUUGCCCUUCACAAAUUUCCUCAUCAUACCGAUCACACCCACAAAUAUCAACAAGUUCCUCUCCUUCAAAGACAGCUGUGACACAAAAAGGCUCACCGCUCCAGAAGAAGGGUGGGAUGUUUACCCUGGGUGGCUCAUCAGGUGACGACGAGAGCUCGUUUGAGGAUCGCAUGACGACGAAACCCCAACAACCACUCCAACAGCAGCAACAGCAACAACAACAGCAACAACGCAGCUCGCUAUCAGAUGGUCUACAUCAAGUUGCUGACACAAUGCAAAAGAUUGCUGUAUUGAAAAAUUCGAUGAGUUCUAGAUCACCCAUCCGACCAAUUACUGAAGCCUCGGAGGAUGAGGACGCGAUCGAGACCGAUGACGAUGAAGAGAUUUCAGAGAGCGCCAUCGAGGAUGACGAUGAUUCUUCAGAAUGGGAAGACUCGAUUCCCGAAAGUGGUCGAUCGAGUGUUGAUGAAAAGGAAUUAUUCCAGCGCGUCGACUCGCGACCGAACCUCGUCUCGCGCCCCUCGCUGCUAACAAUGAUGAUCCAUCAACCGCAACGGAUGAAUGAAGCUCCUACAGGCUCCCGAUCGACACCAGCUCUCCAACAGUCGCGCCUCUCUUCUCCCACCCGAAAUUCCGCCGCCGCUUCCCCAGACAGUGACGAGAACACCCUCACCAUGAAAGGCCCCGACGUCCCCCGCUCAAAACCCAUAAUCGUCAAGUCAAUGCCCGCCUACCAACACCAAACAGCCCACUCGCCCCGAACAACCCGAAGAAACAUGCUCGCCACCGAGUUGACGGAGUCACUACGACGACAUCUACUCUGGGAGCGGCAACAGAAGUCCACCACGGUCACCGCGGGCUUCAAGCGACGGCAUACAGCACACGACAUGGCGAAUCUGCAGGAGUAUCCAAACACCACAAAUAUGAAACUGAAUGGCCUGAAGCAGACGCAAACACAGUCGCAAAAUGUCGCCGCUGCGCCUAACUCAGCCGCACGGGAUAAGGAGACCUCCAAGAACAAUUCGUGGAAUCACUAUUUCGAUUACGGCCCAUGGGAAUAUCACGUCAAGGGCUGGUGA